AUGGAUGUCAAGAAUGCUUUCCUGCAUGGUCAUCUCAAUGAAACAAUCUAUAUGCAUCAACCCAUGGGUUUUCGUCACAAAACUUAUCCUGAUCAUGUUUGUCUUUUAAAGAAAUCUUUAUACGGCUUGAAACAAGCUCCUCGAGCUUGGUACCAAAGAUUUGCUGAUUUUGUUGCUACCAUUGGGUUUUCUCACAGUCAAUCAUAUCACUCUUUAUUCAUCUACAAGAAUGGUUCUAACGUUGGUUAUAUUCUGUUAUAUGUGGAUGACAUUAUACUUAUAGCUUCCUCUGAUCGUCUGCGUAAGAAUAUUAUGACUCUUUUAGCAUUUGAAUUUGCUAUGAAGGAUCUGGGUCCUUUGAGUUUCUUUUUGGGUAUUGUCGUCACUCGUCAUGCUCAUAGUCUUUUCUUAUCUCAGAAACAAUAUGCUGCUCAAAUUAUUGAACGUGCAGGAAUGUCUAACUGUAGUCCAUGUCCUACUCCUGUUGACACUAAGUCUAAACUUAGUGCCACCGCUGACACUCCUUAUGAUGAUCCGACUACGUAUCAUGCAGGUGCUCUUCAAUAUCUUACAUUUACUCGGCCAGACAUCUCCUAUGACGUGCAACAGAUCUGUCUUCAUAUGCAUGCUCCGACUAUUGAUCAUAUGCGUGCUCUCAAGCGUAUCAUACGUUACAUUCAGGGCACCCUUUCCUUUGGUCUCCACUUGUACAAGUCCAAAAUUGAUGGUCUUAUCUCAUAUAAAGAUGCAGAUUGGAGAGGUUGUCCUGACACCCGUCGGUCUACCUCUAGUUAUUGUGUUUUCCUCGGAGACAACUUGAUUUCUUGGUCUUCAAAAUGA
Messenger RNA from Beta vulgaris subsp. vulgaris (sugar beet), 840 nucleotides. RefSeq lists its product as uncharacterized. The record is from RefSeq and is a predicted model, not a curated record. NCBI's taxonomy places the organism in Eukaryota, Viridiplantae, Streptophyta, Magnoliopsida, Caryophyllales, Amaranthaceae. The transcript has a single exon. Bases 1 to 840 code for a protein of 279 amino acids.